CGACCGAGGACAGUUCCAUGUGUUGUCACAGACGCUGGUCUCGUGGAGUGUGGAUAACCUUAAAAUUGAUUCAACUAAACCGAAUCUGUCGGCACGCGCCAGUCUCAUCUACAGUAGCUCACGGCAAGACAGUCGCAGUCGCUGCUUUGAUCUUAAACAGAGGGUGAAAUCUGUUUCAACUUUUUUCAGGGACAAAAACCUUUUCAAGCUGACUGGGCCAAAAACAACCCAGGCAAGAUGGAGCCACAUCUCUCCGCCACAGCCGGUCUGCUUUUAGUGUUUGUCUCAGCAGCCUCAGGGUUCUGGUACACCCCUCGUGGGCCCCAGAUGUACCCCUGCCUCACCUACAUGGAGCGCAACAUCCGGGUGGACUGCGAGUUCCCCCCCACCAACCAGCUCCCAGGGCCCUACUGUGAGUUCAAGCAGGACAGCCGCCUGGUGGGUACCACGUACCCCAACGCUGUGGCCCUGGUCUCCGCCGACAACCGGCGGAGGGCCAACGUCAGCCUGGUCACCCCCACACUCUGCCGCCUCACCUGGGCCCCUAUGGCGGAUGAGAAGCCCUACACCUACACCUGCAGGGUGUACCAGGGCAGCGUGUGGAAGGAGAACAGCAUGGGCGUGCACCCAAGAAAUAUUUUUAUCUGCUCUGGCGUCAACAUGAUCCUCCCCUUCGGGCCUUGGCUGCUGGCACUGGUGAUGUCACUUCCUGUAGCCAUGGGGCUUUUGUCUCCGUGACGAUCUGUUUCCGUUUAGAAAGCCAAAUCAAUGAGAUGUUUUUUGAAUCGAUUUUUUUAUAUUAUCACACAGCGCUUCACGUAGUCUGCAGACAUGGCAGAACGCAUGGUCACAAGGGCAUCAAUGUAACACAAACAAGGGCAAGGGAGAGAGAGAGAUCUUUCUGUCUUUCCGCUCGUCUCCAUCACAUCCAAGGUAGAAUUCUUGAGCCGAGGCUGAAAGCUUCCUCUUACUGGUCAGUGUCAUCCUCUAUCACAGCGCUACACCGAACUCACAAACUUCCAAAACAAAUCAAUCACCUCUCAUUCUUAAAAACAGCCGAGUUUGUUUCGAGGAGACGGGAGGGGGUGAGGCCCACUUUCUGACACACCUUAAGGGGAGUGGGCUCUUGUAGGACUGCCACGGCUAGUGGGAACUGACAGGAAGAGUCGUUUCCCAUCAUUAAUACACAAAGCCUCACGUCUCCAAACGGAAAUGACACAGAUCACGCACGACGGUUCUGAAUCAUUAAGGAUCGUUAGAGAUCAUUGGAGACCGUGAAGUCAGGCCUUCUAGGUUGCUAUACGCCUCUUCCCUGUUAUCUAUGUUUUACAAUAAAACCCAUCAACCAAGCCCCAUAAAACCAUCUGGUGCUUUUAGAGGUCAUUGUAUUAUGUUGUAUUUGCACCGCGUCUCAAAGAGCAUGACAGAAGUGUAUCAGAGGACAAUGUUGAAGUUGAAAAAUGCAUAAUCUCGUUGAUGUUUAAUCAAUAUCAGUAGCCAGUUAGCAUGGCGCAUUAGUUAUCAGCCACUCUGGCUUACAUAGCACAUCAUCAGUAAUUGUGUAGCGACAGUUAAAACAAUAUAUGUCAUAUUGAUAUUUCAUGUUCUCUUUCGUGGGUGUGUUCAAUUUCCUAUCAUAAUUAUUCCAUAGGCAACACGUAUUCAAUUCAAUAGUUUUGUAAAGUAUUUUCAAGAAAAAUAUGAAGUGUUACUAAUGCUGGGUUUCUGUUGCCUGUGCUGGUUGCCUGUGCUGGUUGCCUGUGCUGGUUGCCUGUGCUGGUUGCCUGUGCUGGUUGCCUGUGCUGGUUGCCCUCCAGAGUCUAGAGCUUGACACGCCUGUGCUUCUAACAGAACAGCCUAACACGAUUAGCAUUCCACA
Molecule: messenger RNA, 1879 nt
Organism: Hypomesus transpacificus
Lineage: Eukaryota; Metazoa; Chordata; Actinopteri; Osmeriformes; Osmeridae
Exons: 4
Coding region: 238-738 (166 amino acids)
Source: RefSeq, a predicted model, not a curated record